Messenger RNA from Folsomia candida, 2674 nucleotides. RefSeq lists its product as uncharacterized. The coding region runs from base 521 to 1957 and encodes 478 amino acids. Lineage: Eukaryota; Metazoa; Arthropoda; Collembola; Entomobryomorpha; Isotomidae. The record is from RefSeq and is a predicted model, not a curated record. The transcript has 6 exons.
GAGCCCACUUCUUCCUCUCCGCAAAUUCUCAUUAAAUCUACGUCGUCUCUAAAUUACUGCGUUGCUAUUGCCCCUGAUUAUUGUCUCAAGCUGCUCUCUCACCAUUGCUUCCUAUCCAUUGUCAUCUAUCUAUCCACUUAUGUAGCAGCAAAUAUUUACAUGGGCCUUGAAACUACGCGUUGUGUGAAUCCUCUGCUCACCUCUACUACAUAACUGCACAUACUUGUACAUGCACCUACACGUGUAGUAAAAGUCCGAGUUUCGGUAAAUUUUUAAUCCAAUUUCCAUUCUCUGGAUCGAGAUAUGGGGUUGUUCUCGACAAAUAAAGCUUAUUGCCUGGCUGUCGGCCUAUGGCAUACUGCUUUUUACCUCGUACAUACUUAUUACCGGAGUCAAGGUUGACCCACCAGCAUCAUCACUCUGUCAUUGCUCCUCGCUUUUUCAGGGGCUGAAUAUUUGAGUGAGAUCCACUGCAAAGAAGGGUCGGAAUUUGACAUCAGCACCUCAACCAGUGAGAAUCAUGGAGUGGGUUCUGGGCACUAGGAGAAGGGGUCUCCACUUGGUGGGAGGACUUCGACGUGGGACGGAUGGGAAUAUGGUCUCGGCCUACCAACGCUCCUUCUUUUCAAAAUUCACCUUCCUCGCCUUCAACAUUCUCAUGACAAAGUGUUCCGCACUCUUGAUACCCGUCACCUCCACCGAAAUUUCGUCCUCUCAGUUAUGUCCGAAUCCCGUGGAUUGGCAGGAACCGUUCACAUCCCUUUUCCCAUAUCGUUUCUUUCCCAGCAACGUGGUCGUGAUGGAUCUGGUUCGUGGUGGACAGAACGCGUCGGCCGUGAUGCCCUGCAAAUUCCGCAUUGGGGGUCCCGAGACUGGGGUGAAAGCCGGACAUGCUGUGCUCCUCAGCCUGCAACAGAGACCUCGUCCACUCUCCUUUGCACAAAAAUGUUCACGGGUGUUGGAGUUUCCUGGUCGGUGGGGAGAUGAGCAAGGACCGUCACAAACUUGCGUCACUGCCGAAGAGCCAGACCGUUCAGACGAGCUCAACGUGAACCUGCGCACGGUCGGACAGGUGAAGUGGGGUUCUGGAGGACGACUGACCUUUGACCUCCCAUUCCAGUCCACGACAGCUCCCUUCUUAAUCGCCCUCUUCAGGGUCAACACUCCUGGUGCGUGCGAGCUUCAAAUUCAGCAGUACUACUCGUCACGAGGGAACGACAGUUGGAGCUGCGCGAAGGACCUUAAGAGGAAAUUGUAUAACAACGUGUGCGGGCGGAUUCCUUGUUCGAAGCAGAACGCGAUUCUCCAGGAACUCAAGGGCUACAUCGUCCCUGCGAGUGAGCUUCUGCUCGUGGAGGCUGUGGACGAGAUGGAAAUCCCACAAAGUGCGAGGAUACGGACGAUCGGCUACUUUCUCAAAGGGCUCCUCCUCCCCCUCAUCAUUUCCCUCUCCGCCACGCUCGCCUACAUCAUUUGGAGAAAACGGGCGAAGGCGUCAUUUGCCAACGGUCUUGACGGCUCGGUUUCUCUGGGCACUCAGACGGGCGUUACGUCACCUCAUGCGGGACGGGAAGAAGAAGGCGUGCUCAUCCAAUUUGACGAAGACGUAGAGCGGGAGGCAAAGGACAAGCCCCCAACGUACGAGUCUCUCCUGGAACCUCCCAGCUACGAUCAGGCCAUGUCCCCCUCUCACCACCCUCAACUCACCGCCACCGCCACCUAUGUCGUGACGGGUGGUGGUGGUGAUCAGGAUGACCUCGAGUGUUCCCUUCUCCUCAAAACACUUGUCCCAUCCGCAGAGGAGGAUGACGCCCAGGAGGACAAGACGAUGGCGCUUACUCCGACCAGGAGCCAUCGCCCAAGUCCGGGGCCGAGUAACAGCAGCAGUCUGUUCGUCAGGGUUGAGCUGGACUCGCCCGAGGAGGAGACGCUUCUGCCACCUCCGCCCUUCGUCUAGUCCACACAAAAUGGAGUGGUGGCGAUGGUGAAAGCAGAGCUAAUUAGCAGAUCAAAAGCUCUCUCUCUCCUCGCACACACUGUCACACACACACAAUUCAAGUAAUCAGUCAACCAGUCUAUAUAUGUAUAUUGAAGUUUCUUUGUUCCCGUUCCCUUGAAUGCCCGUCCCCUCCUCCUCCUGGAUACCUACUAGCAGCCCAAUAUAUUACACAUAUGUGUGCAUCUAUGGAACAGAUUACGUGAUUGGACGAAUAAGACAGAAAAAAGUAUUAGGUCCACUCCUCCUUAUUAAGUACAGUUCAUUACGCAAUGAACCAAGGUCAGUACCUGGAUUUUAGGUGGGUAGCGAAGCGAUUAAACAAUUAUAAGACGACGCUAACUACGUAUUUAUAAUUGUCCUCGAAAAAAAUAUUAUGUUCUACCUGCGAGUCGGGUAUAACUGCCUGUGAUGCAUCAAAAGCCUAACUAGCAAUUGUAUAAAAUAAUAAUGACAUGUAAUUUAUGAUGAUGUACUCAUUUUCGAAUACCAAGUAACUUAUGAUUCUUGAAACAAUCAUCUAUGCAACAAUAACUAAUGAUACCAUAGGAAAUACGUGACGUCUGUGAGGAGGUGCGGAGAGAUGAUAAUCAGAAGCUGUGUCAUAAAUAUGUAUCGUGUGUGAUUAAUAAAAGUGUAUGCAUACGUACGUACCAGUGAAUAAUACAAAGGCAGAAA